Molecule: messenger RNA, 948 nt
Organism: Dioscorea cayenensis subsp. rotundata (Guinea yam)
Lineage: Eukaryota; Viridiplantae; Streptophyta; Magnoliopsida; Dioscoreales; Dioscoreaceae
Product: norbelladine 4'-O-methyltransferase-like
Exons: 5
Coding region: 91-792 (233 amino acids)
Molecular function (GO): O-methyltransferase activity; S-adenosylmethionine-dependent methyltransferase activity
Source: RefSeq, a predicted model, not a curated record
ACCAGUCAACGGAUUUAUACCAGAGGCCUUGAAGAGAAAGUUCCUCAUUCUCUAUUGUUCUGCAACAAGGUUUUCUUUGCCCGCUCAUCCAUGGCUUCACACAAGAACCUUCUCAGAAGUGAUGGUCUUCUUAAGUAUAUUUUGGAGACAAGUGUUUAUCCAAGAGAGCAUCAACAACUAAAGGAAUUGAGAGAAGUAACAAUGAAACUUAUAAGGGGAGAUAUGAGUGUCCCUCCUGAAGAAGGGCAACUUUUAUCAGUUAUUUUGAAGCUAAUGAAUGCAAGGAAGACUAUAGAGAUUGGAGUUUUCACUGGCUAUUCACUUCUCGCUACUGCAUUGGCAUUGCCAAAAGAUGGGAAGAUAAUAGCGAUCGAUAUGGAUAGAUCGUCAUUUGAAAUAGGUCUUCCUUUCAUUCAAAAAGCUGGAGUGGAAGAAAAGAUUAACUUCAUUGAGUCCAAAGCAAUGCCUAUCCUAGAUAAGAUGGUUGAAGAGGUAAAAGAUGAUAAGGAUGAAUUAUUUGAUUUCGCAUUUGUGGACGCUGACAAAGUAAAUUAUGAACAAUAUCAUGAAAGAUUGAUGAAAUUGGUGAAGAUAGGAGGAGCCAUUAUUUAUGACAACACGCUCUGGUAUGGUACUGUGGCAGAGCCUCUAGAUCCUUCACUCCCAGAGUGGAUGGUCGAUGUAAGGAAUCUCACCAUCAAGUUCAAUGAAUUUCUAGUUGGUGAUCCUAGAGUUGAUAUCUCUCAAGUUUGCAUUGAAGAUGGACUUACCAUUUGUAGGCGUAUCGCUUGAAAUAAGAUACGUUUUUCUUGCUUUCAUUUCAAAAAUAAAAAGCUUUCCUUUAAAACUAUAGUUUUGGAAAUAAGACUAUUUAAAUAUGGAAUCUCUUUGUUAUCUAUCCGUAUUUGUCUACUCAUGUUUAACAAUUUGCUUUGAGUAAUCAAUGAA